AUGAGUGGAUUAUUUUCUCUAUGGAGGGCUAAACCUUCCACAGUGGAAGUUCUGGAAAAUAUAGAUAAGGAAAUCCAAGCAUUAGAAGAAUUUAGAGAGAGAAAUCAAAGAUUACAGAAACUAUGGGUUGGAUGGUUAACUCCCUACUUCUCAAUUCUUUACCUGUUUACUUGCUUAGUGGUAUACUUGUGUCUUCCAGAUGAAUUUACAGCAAGACUCGUUAUGACACUACCAUUUUUUGCAUUUCCAUUGAUAAUAUGGACCAUAAGAACUGUACUCAUUUUCUUCUUUUCCAAGCAAAGAAAAAGAAAUAAUGAAGCAUUGGAUGAUUUAAAAUCACAGAAGAAAAAAAUACUUAAAGAAAUAAUGGAAAAAGAAACUUAUAAGACUGCAAAAUUAAUUCUUGAAAGGUUUGAUCCAGACUCAAGGAAGGCAAAGGAGCUUGAGCCCAUAUCUUCAGGAGAAGCUGCAACUGCAGGACCUGGACAAGAAAUCCGUCAGCGGACUACAGCUCAAAGAAACAUUUCUCCAUCAACACCAGCAGGUCUGAAUCAAGGAUCACCUUUACAAGUUCCAGAAUCUCCUGAUCUACAAAAGGAUACUUCAGCUCCUGAUCUUGGAGACCGUGAUAUAGUUUUUAUUCCAUGGUUCAUGGAGAUAACUGAGAAUCAGGGAGGAGAAGCCAUAUAA
This is a messenger RNA of Gracilinanus agilis (Agile Gracile Mouse Opossum), 690 nucleotides long. RefSeq names its product endoplasmic reticulum junction formation protein lunapark-like. Gene Ontology annotation, biological process: endoplasmic reticulum tubular network organization. The coding region runs from base 1 to 690 and encodes 229 amino acids. The transcript has a single exon. The record is from RefSeq and is a predicted model, not a curated record. Gene Ontology annotation, cellular component: endoplasmic reticulum tubular network. NCBI's taxonomy places the organism in Eukaryota, Metazoa, Chordata, Mammalia, Didelphimorphia, Didelphidae.